AUGGCAGUGUGGCUUCCAGGUAGGAAGGCAAUUCGAAUGCUCGAGUGGCUCGUUAAUUUAGGACCGACAACGUUUACGGGCGAAAACUGCUGCGAGCUGUUCAUCCAUGGAGGCCCGGCUGUGAUCGAAGAUGUACUCGAUGCUUUGGGCAAAGUUAAAGGCCUUAUGCCAGCGGAACCCGGAGAAUUCACUAAACGGCAGCCGCUGUUCAGUUUCGCCCCGGUUUGCCAUAAGGUGAUGAGCAGGUUCUUAUCGCCGACUCGUCGCAGUGUGUCCCGGUUUCCUAUUGGCCUGUGCGGCUCUUGA
This is a messenger RNA of Soboliphyme baturini, 306 nucleotides long. Lineage: Eukaryota; Metazoa; Nematoda; Enoplea; Dioctophymatida; Soboliphymatidae. The record is from the annotation of a GenBank genome assembly.